Messenger RNA from Chenopodium quinoa (quinoa), 1519 nucleotides. Its product is annotated as glycine-rich protein 2-like. Lineage: Eukaryota; Viridiplantae; Streptophyta; Magnoliopsida; Caryophyllales; Amaranthaceae. Gene Ontology annotation, molecular function: zinc ion binding; nucleic acid binding. The transcript has a single exon. The coding region runs from base 465 to 1187 and encodes 240 amino acids. The record is from RefSeq and is a predicted model, not a curated record.
CAAUCGAACGCAUGACCACUCAUCAUGAACAAUUAUAGAGUUUGCCAUUAAGCCACCACCUUAUUUGUUCACUCAUUGUGAACUAUUAAAAUGUUCACCAUUAACGCUGCUCUGAGGACAAGAUUGCACUUAUGGUAGGAUGAUAGAUUCAUGAAGCUAAACUCAUCCUAGUCAUCCCUUACUAUUGCAAAAGAAAAAAAAAAGUCAUAAAAAAACAAAUAAAUCGUCAAACUUAAGCUUAAAGAAUUCCAAUAGACGAUUCUAUGGGCCCAGUCUUUGACCCUACAUUACCCCACAUUAAAAAAAAUAAAACCCAACUUUCAGAAUUUUCUAGAAAAAAUAACCAAACUCCACUAGGGUUUUAGUCUCUAUAUAAACUGAAAUCAACCCCGAUCAAUUCUCUCUCAUCGCACUCAGAAAAAUCUCGUAAUUCUAGGGUUAGGGUUUUCUUCCUCUCUUCAACAAUGGCGCAAGAAAAUCGAUCUCGAGGUGUUGUACGAUGGUUCAGCGAUAGCAAGGGUUAUGGCUUCAUUACACCUGAGGAUGAAGGUGAAGAGCUUUUCGUUCAUCAUUCUUCGAUCAAAUCUGAAGGUUAUCGUACUUUAACUGAAGGUGCAACAGUCGAAUUCACCUUCGCUGUUGGCUCUGAUGACAAGCCGAAAGCCGUCGAUGUUACUGGACCUGACGGUGCUUCUAUUGUUCCUCCUUCCUCCGGUGGUCGCCGAUCAAACGGCGGCGGAGGCGGCGGUGGUGGUGGAGGUGGUUUUAAUGGCGGUUGGCAGAGGAACAGCAAUUCUGAUGGUGGAAGGUGUUACAAUUGUGAUCGACCUGGUCAUCUUGCUCGUGAUUGUCAACAGAAUUCCGGUGGUGGAUACGGUGGUGGUUACGGUGGUGGCAGCGUUGGUGGCGGCGGUGGAGCUGGGAAUUGCUACAAUUGUGGACGACCCGGGCAUUUCGCCCGAGAAUGCCGAGGCGGAGGCGGCAGUGGAGGAGGAAGAGGAGGAGGUGGUGGUGGUGGUGGUGGUGAUGGGGCGUGUUUCAAUUGUGGCGCUUUCGGACACAUGGCUCGGGAUUGUCGUCAGGAGAGUGGCAGGUCUGGUGGGAGAUCGGGUGGCGGCGGCGGAGGCAAUUGCUAUAGUUGUGGGAAACCAGGGCAUAUUGCUAGGGAAUGCACUAACGUGGCUUAGAGAAACGUACAGUGUUAUCUCUUCUCUUGAUUUAGUCUCUAGUUUCGUAUAAAAAAAAAAAUACUUAUAUCUACUAUCAUAAUUUUUUUGUUUUGUUUUGGUAUGCUAGUAUUGUUUUCCCCCUGUUUUUCGGUUGGUUAUACAUAGGAUAACUUGAGUGGGAAAAUGUUGAUAUCCUAAUUACUGGAGUUUUCGAUGACAUUGAUGUUUUCCGGUUUGUUUGCGGAUGGUAUACAUGAUCUUUUGGUUACUUCAUUGUGUUGUUUUUAUGGUUGGUUUACAGUAUGUUUAAUCAUGAAUUCAUGAUUCAAAUUUUUCGAUGUGCUCUAUAA